Messenger RNA from Ylistrum balloti, 6894 nucleotides. RefSeq names its product neuronal acetylcholine receptor subunit alpha-10-like. Lineage: Eukaryota; Metazoa; Mollusca; Bivalvia; Pectinida; Pectinidae. Gene Ontology annotation, cellular component: neuron projection; synapse; postsynaptic membrane. The coding region runs from base 543 to 2024 and encodes 493 amino acids. Gene Ontology annotation, molecular function: acetylcholine-gated monoatomic cation-selective channel activity; transmembrane signaling receptor activity. Gene Ontology annotation, biological process: signal transduction; nervous system process; chemical synaptic transmission. The record is from RefSeq and is a predicted model, not a curated record. The transcript is spliced from 7 exons.
ACCCGGGGCCUACAACACACGGGAGUACAAUCAGCCAACAGUUGACACCCCAACUAGCCCUAAGUGCCAGUUCUACAUGCUGUCACGGCAGUCCCACCUCCCGGGCUCCAAAUCGGAGCGGUAUCGAGUCCUCCCGUACAGCAAAUCAAAUUGGGAGUCGUUUGGAUUAUUGAUGAAGCACAAGUAGCAGCGUGCGCGCCGCUAAGCUUUCGUUACUCCGGAAGCUGGGAUAUGUACAGCCUUUUAUCUGCGCAAUGUUUGAUCUCAAUUACUGCAUUAUACUCGAGCUUAGGAAAACAACUGUAAACAGGGAACAAGUAAGUUAUGACAAUCAAUGUUAUAUGUAAAGGCCAGAUCGAACCGUGUGUGUGACAGGUUAGCUAGGCAGCGCCCUCGCUAUGUUGUUGGUAGUGAGGUGGUGCAGUCUUCUACUACUCACCAGUCCUAGUCAGCCACUGCAACCUAAAAUGUGUGUUCGCCGAGGAGCUACAAAAUGUACUGCUAUUUUUCAAACUUGUUUCAGACUCUAGCGACAAGUAACCAUGUCUGCCAACAGGAAGCGAGGCUGGUGUGUUUGGAUAUGGAAGACAUUUAUGUGGUGGACAGUUUUCCAUGUUAUACCAAAAAGUCGAGGUACCCACCAGCACCGCCACCACUUCCCAGAGGUAUUUUCAGAGGAAGACCGCCUCAUCAAGUACCUACUACGUAUCAACUCCGUUCGAUCUCUAUAUAGUCGACCAGUGCUGAAUUAUUCUGAUUCUGUAAACGUGAAAUUCGGAUUACAACUUAUACAAAUCAUGGACCUUAACGAACGAGAUCAAGUGCUCACACUCAAUGUCUGGUCACAUUAUGAAUGGGUUGACGUUCACCUGAAAUGGAAUGUGAGUGAGUACAAAGGUGUGGAGGAAGUUCACAUGAAACCAACCGAGCUGUGGACACCGGAUAUCAAACUGUACAACUAUGCCGACGACAGACUUACAGAGAAUCGUGAAGCGAUGUGUGUGGUAAGGUUUGACGGUACAGUGACGUGGCUUCCUCAAGCCGUUUACAAGAGUUCGUGUAACGUAGAUGUAGCUACAUUCCCAUUCGACAAGCAACACUGUCACCUCAAAUUUGGGUCCUGGUCGUACGAUGGAUUUAAACUGGACCUACAUUUUGUGAAUGCCAGUGAAAUGACUAUGGACGAUUAUUAUGUAAGCAACGUAUGGGAUGUCAUAGAAACGCCAGCCCAGCGAAACGUCAUCAAAUACGUGUGCUGUACAGCCCCUUUCAUCGACCUGACGUUCUCACUGACCAUAAGAAGGAGGGCAACUUUCUAUGCUUACAUUCUCAUUCUCCCCUGCGUGUUGCUGACCUCACUUACUUUAGUGCUCUUCUGGAUCCCUCCGGAAUCUCCGGCUAAAAUGCAACUUGGAAUGUCCAUUUUUAUGGCUUUCUUCGUCUUACUGUUGUUGUUUGAAGGCAAUCUCCCUCCUGCAGCAAACGCGGUUCCCGUCCUAGGAACAUAUUAUUGCCUGAAUAUGGUACUAAUUACUCUUUCAUCAUUCCUCAACGUUUUUGUGGUGAAUAUUUCCUUCAUCGGAGCGAGGGCAGCUGUCCCCUACAUGUUGAAAAGGGUGAUGUUUUCAUUUGUGGCGAGGGUCGUCUGCAUGGAGAAACUCGUCUUGCCUUUCAAAGACGAUGGUCAAGUGACGUGUCCGCCAUCGCGCCGAUGUAUGAUCGGCAAUGGUGAGAACAAAUGGGCGCCCCCUAACAACUGGCGAGGGUCGUCGGAGAUGACGGCUAACGCCCAAACCGAGACAGUACAGAACCCUCAGCUGGCCGAGAUCCACGCAAAACUUAGCGAAAUACGAAAUUUCAUCAAAAUGUAUAAAGAAAGACUAGAAGAAAAAGACAGAAAAGAGAAAAUGGCCAAAGAAUGGAAGGCUUUGGCACUGGUGUUUGACAGAAUAUUCUUUAUAAUUUAUAUAUCAACUAUCACGGUGUCUCUGUGCGUGGUCCUUCCUAUCAUAUUUAGUAGUUGAUAUAUAUGUUUAGGCGUCAAUUACAAAAACAACUCAGUUAGAGAGAAGAAUCAAAGUGUUAACUAUGUAUGUCUACAUCAUAAAGAUUAGUGUAUAAAAUUUUGCGUCUCACCAAAUUGUUUCAUUGUGUAAUCCGGAUUAUUUUGACGUGUGGUAUUUUUAUAUGAAUCGUCUUCAGAUUGUAAAUAUAACCAUGGUUAAUUAUAUUUACAACUUCUCUUGCUAUGAUAAACAUGCCUGGUAGAAGCCAGUUUCGUGUUGCUGUGCAGUAGUUUGUCAGAUCGGGCUGUAGAAACUGAUUAAUCAUAUCUUAGGAAGUGUAAUUAACUGGAUGAUAGAUGAGAUCGCGAUACCCAAAGUGGACUGUGAUUAGUGUGGGUACUAGCUCCACUCGUGCUGCUCUGAUCGGGUGGAACUCCGCCAUGUUCAAGGGUGGAGACAAACUCCACAGUAUGGAGUGGAGAACAGUGUUGUGGGUGGUGCCAACUGUAAAUAAUUUUUUUCCAGCACUGGUUGCCGUACCGCAUUAUGCUGUCAAACUCGUUUGAUAGAUUAUAUAAUGUGUAUAACUAUCAUGUUAAAUUCACUAUAGACGUAUUUGUAUUUUUCACCUUAGUCACCUGGUCUUCUUAAUAUACGGACAACCUUUACUCAUUCUGUCUGUACUAGGGAGGUCAUAGCAUCUAUACAGGUUAGUAGUGGGUGAGAUUGGGUUUAAUCUUAAUGUCCGUGUAUUAUAUGUGCUAUAUAUACAUGUAUCGGCUCGAUGACACGUAAAAUAAUUAAGAAAAUUGAGUGAGUGUUAUCAAACAUUUAAAUUGUAGAGAAAGUCAGCACUGUUUAGAUAAACGGGAGGAAGUGUUAUAUAAAUGAAUGUCGUUGUAGAUGUUUUCCUUGUAUACAAGGCUGACAACCCUGUUUGCCAAAAUAUCUGUGUAAACCUACCUUGUAUUUGUCCCACAUGUCGCUCAUAAAAAAUGAAGGUUCCAGGUUUACCAUUUAACUGUUGACAAGUAUUAUCAUGUAUUGUUUCUGAGUGAUAAAAAUAAAACCGGAAGCUCUGGUCAGUUUCCGGUGACGUCACUACUACACUGUUGGGUAGUACCCCGAUGCUGCUGUUGUUAUUUACGUUUUAGUUGAUAUUAAAUUAUUUAUUGAUAAAAUAUAUAGUUCCUGACUUCCAUAUAUAAAAAUGGUGUACAUCUCGUGACGUCGUGAUUUCACGAGAGUGUUCGACCUUGGUUGACCUCGAGACGAAAGCACUUCGUACGUGAUGCACCAUUUGCCUAUGCAAGCAUCCUUUUGUACAUAUGUAUAUUGUACCGGGCGUUGGUCAACGAAUGGUGUUGCUGAAUUACACUGCAUCUCAUUAGGUGGGCUUUCUCCUCCCUACCAUGCACUCACGUGCUGUGACGAAUCGUGCGUAUGAUUUCUUAAAUAUGAAAUUUCUUUUUGUCGUCAGUACAACUCACAAACGUUUAUCACAAAAUUUACCAUUGCGGUAAUUCUGUAGUUCUUGUCAUCGAAAUCAUGUUACAUUGUUAUAUAUAUUAUAUAUAUAUAUAAAUAGAUAUACAUUCUACGCCACUGAUUUGGUAAUAGUUGUAUGUAAAACACCUAUUUGAUAGAUAAAAGAGUGAAGCUCCUCGUGCAAGGGGCAAGCUAAGUUGAAACGAAUUGCUUCUCGUAUUUCAGUAGUUUGAGUACAACGGUAUCAUUUUGUCUUGCUUUCUGAAAGACCAGCCAAAAUAGGAGUUUGUUCUAUUUUUGUAUUAUUAGGUGUUUCAUUCAGAAUAAAUGGUUUACACUUACUUAUAUAAGGUGAGAGAUUCCCUCUAACAAUCGUGAGGUAACAUACAGGAUAGCACGACACAUUUAUCAAGUAUCAAGACAGUGGACAUAUCAAAACCAGAUUUUACACUGUUUGCAUGACAAAGUAAACACAAGUUUCAAAAGAAUGUAAUCUAAAUCAGAGAUAAGAUCUAUUUGCUGCAUGUAAAGACGAUAUGUCAUUGACAUGAUAUUGUUCACCGCAUAUACUAACUAUGGAAGUCACUGAGGUCACAGGUCAUUGACUUUAUGCCAUUGUGCUUCGGACUGGCUGACAAUUGGCUCAACGCCAUGAGGGGGAAGCAGGUCGCCCCCUCAUGUUACCAGAACAUUGACAAACACCUAGUAAUAGGAAGAGUCAUGGAGACUGAAAACUUGUAACAAACCAACCAUGACGUAUGACGUAAAUUCACUUCAUGUAAAGGUCAAAGGCCACUAACAUGACGUUAUAUAUGAAUGUAAAGGUCAUAUGUCACUGACGUAAUGAUAUACACUAUAUGAAAAUGUUAUAUGUUACUGUUAUAACACUCGCAGCAUAUAAAGGUCAAAGGUUACUGUCAUGACGUUAUACACCGUAUAUGAUAUCAAAGAAUAAUCUGACAUCAUUUACAGCAUAUAGAGGUCAAGGGUCACUGACAGGGCAUUAUACAUCGUAUGUAAAGGUCGUAUGUCAAUGGCAUGACGUUAUACACUAUAUGAUAGCAAAAAAUACUGAUAUGACAUUAUUCACAGCAUGUGAAGGUCAUAUGUCACCGACAUAAUAUCAUAGGCCGCUGAUCUGACUUUUACAGUGUAAGUUAAUGUCGUGGGUUCUUGUUGUAUCAUAAUGCGUUGUGUGUGUGUAUGUCACUAAUGUUACAUAAGAAUUGUAUGAAAACUUCGAAAACACUGCUCUAGUAUAAUUUACUGUAUGCAAGAUCUCUAUAAAUAAAGUAUAUGUUAAUGUAUAUGUAAUUGAUGAAAACAUCGUGCACUACUGUAUGUAAAAGGUCUGACACCUAACAUUACACAUUGUAUGUAAGGAAUUUAAGGUGUACAUGUAACAGAUACAACGUAUUAAAAUGACAUAUAUGGUACACUGUAUGUAAAGAUCAUUGGUCCGUGUCGGGGAUACCUGCCGUAACACUGUAUGUAGAUGUAAACUGUAACUGAUAUACACUGCUAUGUAAGUCAUCUAUACAUACUAUACACCUAUAUAUCUAUGUCUUUUAAGAUCUUUCAAACGAUAAAUAUGUGUGUCUGACCACCGAAUUAGGAUCCGUUAUUGUUGUAAUUCGUUUCUGGUGUCGAUGCCUGGUCACGUAUGAUGUAAUGGUGGCCCUCAGAGCGUAUGUUACAUAUAAGCCCACCUGUUGAACGUCAAACUACUUAAAAAAUUGGAAAUUUUUUGGAGAGCCGUUCAUUGUCGUGUCGGUUGGACAUGGUUCUUUAACUUCUUACAUUUACUAUGCUAAACAAGAUGUGUCUGUACUGUGAUGUGGAGGGAAAGGGUAUGGAUUGUUUACUUAUUGUACAAUUGAGGGAAAUAAUUGAUUCAUCCACUCAACUAUCAACCGAAAUAAUGUUUUAGCCACUUUGCUAUAAACCGAAAUAAUGUUUUAACCACUUUGCUAUAAACCCAAAUAAUGUUUGAACCACUUUGCUAUAAACUGAAAUAAUGUUUUAACCACUUUGCUAUAAACCGAAAUAAUGUUUUAACCACUUUGCUAUAAACCGAAAUAAUGUUUUAACCACUUUGCUAUCAACUGAAAUAAUGUUUUAACCACUUUGCUAUCAACUGAAAUAAUGUUUUAACCACUUUGCUAUAAACUGAAAUAAUGUUUUAACCACUUUGCUAUCAACUGAAAUAAUGUUUUAACCACUUUGCUAUAAACUGAAAUAAUGGGGGUUGGAUUCUCGUUACUUUCGUAGAAUUUCCUAUAAUAUAUUACAUAUUCUUCUGUAUGUAAAUUCAGAGGUAGAUUUGUUUAAAUGAUAUGUAACUGAGAUUUCAUAUAUUUACCUUACCAUAUAUAAGUUCUUGAUUUUUAAAAAUAAUAACUAGUUUACUUAAUAUUCCUUAUAGCACUGCUACACUAUAUCAUAUAAAACGUAACACGAUCAACUUUUUUAGCCUUAUAUAUAUAUACACUAUAUUUUACAUUACGAAUCGUCCACACAGGACUUAAAACAGCCAUAUUCAUAUAUUUCGUUUUUUGUCACAUAUCGAUGCUAUUUGUGUAGAUGAUAUAUUGGUAAUGAGAUAUGUUUAUUGUUUUGGUAAUGUUUGUCGUGUAGGUAAUCUUAAAUAAAUAUAUAACCGUUUAUGUAAAUACGAUAGAUUCCGCCAGAAUGAGUUGGUGACAAGAGGGAGGGCUGUCAUUUUGUUUUCAAACGUGACCAGGCUUCGCUUUAAACGUACAAAAUCCCUGAUUUACAAUGUAACAUAUCACAACUAAAUGAGAGAGCGAGAGAGCGAGAUAAAGACGAGAUGUGGGUCAUUUCCAUUAGUUCAAAUCGGCUACAUCCUCAUUUUCUUCUUGUAAAUGCACAUUCUUAAGAAAUGAAAACGAAUUUUUCCAUAUUUGUGUUUUGAAAACAUGUCUUUUUUUAUUUGCAUAGCUUGUUUGGCAGUUCUUACCUAUGUUUGGUUUGCUCUCAGGUUUACUGUACGUGUGCCAAUAACUUUGUAUUUUUAUUUAUUCAUUAUAUUGCGUGAUACCUGUAAUGUAAGGGCUGUAUGUGUUUCUACAGACCGUUGGCAGAUCAACCACUGGACAACCAAUCAUUACCUAGUGUUACGUUAUGUUUGGAAUUUUAAAAAAAUCUUUUGUUAAUCUAUGAAGUGUUAUUUGCCCCAUUCUGGCUCGUCCACGUGACCUAUGGUUGAUCUCUCACACGUAGAAACACACGAUCACGCCCACCAACCGCUGCCCACAUUUGUCCCUGCUAUUGUUUUGUGUAAAAACACCAACUACAGCGGUUAACAAGUACAAUAUUUUCCUUAAAUAUGGGAAUGACAGUUUUAUAUCACGGUGAAAUAAAUUCAUCUCAUAAUAAA